AUGACAGCCCUUCGACAGAUGUCUUCAGAGGAAAGAGAGGAUCUCAUCACAGGAAAGAAGCCGAAAGGAAAAGAAAAAGAAAAGGAAAAUCAAAAUGAUGAUGGUUUAGAUCAACCCUACCUCCCUCGGGACUUAGCUGAAGUCUCAAAGUUCACUCGGAGGAUUGCCGAGGCACCAAUGCCCCAAAAAACAAAGCUGCCUCCAAACUUUGACCAGUAUGACGGAACAAGAGACCCUGAAGAUCAUCUUCAUGCCUUCAGGGGUGCGGGACAACUAGGGCGGUGGCCCAUGACGGUUUGGUGCCAUAUGUUUGUACAAACUUUGACGGAAGGAGCCCGGCUGUGGUUUGACAGCCUUCCUCCAGGAGGAAUUGACAGCUAUGAAGAGCUAAGCGAGAAGUUCCUGAGAAACUUUGGCCAACAGAGAAAAGUGGUCAAAAAUCCAAAUGAAAUUCUGCACAUAAGGCAGAGGGACAACGAGCGAAUAGACCAAUACAUGGAGAGGUUUGUCAAGGAGAGCAUGAACAUCAAGGAUGUCCCGGAGGUCAUGAAGAUCAGCAGUUUCAUAAACGGGCUAAAGCAUGCAAAACUAUGUGAGAAACUGGGGGAAGAGUUCCCUCACUCGUUUGACAACCUCAUGGAUAGGGUCAGAGCCUUUGUCAGGGGAAAAGACACAGUCAGCAAAGCUAAGGAGACGGACGUCACACCCCGAAGGGUCACUCCAGCUGCAAAACUUCUUGACAAAGGUACACCCUAUUCCAGAAAACCUGCUUUUGACAGAAUGUUGCACGAUAGAGCCCGGCCCUCGUACUCCCCAUAUAGGCCUCGGAGGAGAGGCCCACCCCCUUACUCUGACAGUUUCACCCCUCUCACCAAAACACCGAGCGAAAUACUAGCCACGGAGAGGGUGAAAAACUCCUUCCCAAGGCCACCACCCAUAAAACCUGGUCCAAAGGCACAACCAAGCGAAUACUGUGAUUUUCACAAAGGAUUUGGCCACAAAACAGACGACUGCAUGUACCUAAACAGAGAAAUAGAGGCCGCAGUGAAAACGGGAAGACUGGCCCAUUUGGUUAAGGAAAUUAAGGAGGGAGGAGGGGAUCGCAAAGGGAAAGAUGCAAGGGAGCCUGGGAGGGCAGAUGUAGAUAUGAUUAGAAGGAGGAAUGAAUUUGAUACUACCCGAAGUGUAAAGGCCAGAAUCCUGGGCUCCCCAGACUGCAUGAGAGCUCCCAUCCUCAUGCCACACUUGGAGGAAAACGAAGUGCAACAACUCCCCCUCAACAUCUCAGCCAUAAUAGCUGGUCACAAGGUAUCACGGAUAUAUGUGGAUGGGGGAUCCGGAGUUGAAGUAAUAUAUGAGCAUUGUUUCCUCAGAUUUGACAGGGAUGUAAGAGACCGGCUCGAAGAAGAUUCUAUCCCCUUAGUAGGGUUCAACAAUAGUGUGUCACACCCCUUGGAAAAAAUCAGACUCCCAUUCACAGUUGGGGUAGGGGACCGCGUUAGAACUAUAAACCUAACUUUCACAGUGGUCCGAGCACCCUCCAAAUACAACGCCAUACUGGGAAGGCCUGGAAUUGGAGAUUUACAAGGACAUGCAUCCACCCCACACGGAGCCUUAGUAUUCCAGACACCAAAGGGCUUGGCCUGGGUAAAAUCCUCAUAUGAAGUAGUUUCUUUGGUGUCUGAGGGGGAAGCACCCGGGAAGCCCCAGAAGGAGGGGGUCGAAGAAUGGGUCCUUUGUGACAGGUUCCCAGAGCAGACGAUUAAAGUAGGGAGCCACCUAAGCGACAAGUGUAAAAGUGCCCUUAAAACAUAG
This is a messenger RNA of Helianthus annuus (common sunflower), 1815 nucleotides long. RefSeq lists its product as uncharacterized. The record is from RefSeq and is a predicted model, not a curated record. The coding region runs from base 1 to 1815 and encodes 604 amino acids. NCBI's taxonomy places the organism in Eukaryota, Viridiplantae, Streptophyta, Magnoliopsida, Asterales, Asteraceae. The transcript has a single exon.